AUGAGUACUUUAAGAGCUCCCCCUGGGUUUGAAGGCAUGAUGUUUGUACCGCUCUCCGUCUCCAGACAAAGUGAUGGAUGGGAGAUGAAGUUCAUAGCCAAUGACUUCAAUAAUUUCAUUGGCCGAAAGGCUAGCUGCGACCUCGCACCCGUGACUUGUGGCUCCUGCAUCAGAGCUAGGGUGAUUCGCACUGGAUAUCGGGACACCGAAAAGCUGCGCAUCAGAGAUGAAACUGACAGCCUACAUCGGAAAGCGGCGGCUGUGCGUCGGCGCGCCAAUGGAAGCAGUGAUAGAGGAGAAUCGCUACUGCUGGAAUUGAGAGCUGCCAAUACCGAACCACGUUAUCUUCCGGUAGCACUCGAUGUUCAGGCGAAAGAGUUAUUUUUCGACCAUUAUAUUCUUGCAGUAUACCUUUCACACCAGUUCGGCUCGCAAAAAGCGCGUUUAACUGCUUUGGAAAGAUAUACAAGAGCUCUUGGCGUCAUGAAUAAAGUUCUAGAAUCACCUGAAACAUCAAAGGAGAUGACGACACUCUUCACAACUCUACUUUUGGAUCUGUUCGAAAAGCUCUCAACUACUCAACCUCCUGGAAAUCGAGGGUGGAGUAACCACUUACGAGAAGCUCUGGCUAUAUUCCAAGUAUAUGGAGAUCAAUUUACUACAUCAAGUAAUGCGAUGCGUGCUUUCACACGACUGAGCACAAAUUUGCUCAUUACCUCUCUCGCAGCAGGUACUGCUCUCCCGAGUGGCUUCUUUCGCCUCCGAGAAUAUUAG
Molecule: messenger RNA, 774 nt
Organism: Botrytis porri
Lineage: Eukaryota; Fungi; Ascomycota; Leotiomycetes; Helotiales; Sclerotiniaceae
Exons: 3
Coding region: 1-774 (257 amino acids)
Source: RefSeq, a predicted model, not a curated record